This is a messenger RNA of Humulus lupulus (European hop), 1560 nucleotides long. Its product is annotated as cyanidin 3-O-galactoside 2''-O-xylosyltransferase FGGT1-like. The record is from RefSeq and is a predicted model, not a curated record. Lineage: Eukaryota; Viridiplantae; Streptophyta; Magnoliopsida; Rosales; Cannabaceae. The coding region runs from base 7 to 1395 and encodes 462 amino acids. The transcript has a single exon. Gene Ontology annotation, molecular function: UDP-glycosyltransferase activity.
UCAAAUAUGGAGAAGUCAGUUUCUUCUCUGCACAUAGCAAUGUACCCUUGGUUUGCUUUCGGCCACAUUAACCCAUAUAUCCAACUCUCGAACAAACUAGCUCAAAAAGGCCACAUAAUCUCUUUCAUGAUCCCACCCAAAACCAAAUCCAAGGUAGAGCAUUUGAAUCGCUACCCAGAUCUCAUAACCUUCUAUCCAAUCACCUUUCCCCACGUGGACGGUCUUCCUUCCGGAGCUGAGAGCACCAAUGAUGUGUCUUCUUCCUCAAUCUCUCUAAUCAUGACCGCCAUGGACAGAACAGAAAACGACAUCGAACUUCUCCUACGACAACUCAAACCCCACUUCAUCUUUUUGGAUUUUGCUUAUUGGAUUCCAAAGAUGGCCCACCGCUUGGGCAUAAAAUCGAUGUUUUAUUCAGUGGUGACUCCUGCAAUAAUAGUUUACGAUUUAUGCCCUACAGCAUACCACAACCUCAACGGAAGGCAAUUCACUGAGACUGACUUUAUGAAACCUCCACCAGGCUAUCCAGAUUUAUCGAUUUACUUCCAUUUUCACGAGGCACGGGAAUAUCUUUGUAUGAGAAGUUUCAAGCUCGGUGGUGACAUGCUUUUCAUCGACCGCUUGUUUAUAAGCUUAUCCAAUUGUGAUGUUAUAGGGGCUAGGACUUGUAGAGAGAUCGAUGGCCCGGUUGCUGAUUACCUUGAAAAAGAGUUUGGGAAGCCUCUUUUACUUUCAGGACCUCUCAUACCAGACCCACCAAGCGAUCCCCUAGAUCAAAAAUGGGUUAACUUUCUAGGUCAGUUCAAGCAUGGCUCUGUAAUAUACUGUGGUUUUGGAAGUGAGGUGAUAUUGACCAAAGACCAACUCCAAGAGCUGUUGCUGGGAUUGGAGCUUUCUGGGUUGCCAUUUUUGGCUGCUUUGAGAACGCCUUUAGAAGUUGACUCCAUUGAGGAAGCUCUACCAGAAGGGUUUAAGGAGCGAAUUGGAGGAAAAGGAGUAGUUUAUGGGGGUUGGAUUCAGCAAACACAAAUUUUGAGGCACCCAUCUAUUGGGUGCUUUGUUACUCAUUGUGGAUGGGCUUCAUUAAUGGAGGCAUUGGUGAAUAAAUGUGAGUUGGUGUUGUUAUCCAAAAGGAUUGAUCACUUUCUUUGUGCGAGGCUAAUGGGAAACACAAUGAAGGUUGGUGUUGAAGUGGAGAAAGGUGAAGAAGAAGGUUGGUUGUAUGCUAGAGAAAAUGUCUGCAAAGCGAUCAAGAUUGUCAUGGAAGAAGACAACGAGGUUGGUAAAAAGGUUCGGGCUAACCUUGCCAAGUUACGGCAGCAGAUCCAUAGAGAAGAUUUCGAGUCUUCUUAUAUUGAUGAUUUCAGUCACAACCUAAAGACUCUAUUGGCAUGAUUAUUAUAUAUAUUAGUCUAUGACGACGUAUCCGACUGGCUACGUGUGUAUGGAAUGUGCUUUAAGAAUCAUUUUUAAUUUCUGUUAUUUUAUUUUAUUUUAUGUUUUUUACUGUUGAAAUUCCAGUCCAAGUUGUUAUUAUGAAAUCUAAAAGUAUCAUGGUUA